This is a messenger RNA of Trichoderma reesei QM6a, 534 nucleotides long. RefSeq names its product acetyltransferase. Gene Ontology annotation, molecular function: N-acetyltransferase activity. Gene Ontology annotation, biological process: protein acetylation. Lineage: Eukaryota; Fungi; Ascomycota; Sordariomycetes; Hypocreales; Hypocreaceae. The record is from RefSeq and is a predicted model, not a curated record. The transcript has 2 exons. Bases 1 to 534 code for a protein of 177 amino acids.
AUGACUGGCCUACCCGUAAUACGUUACGCUCGUCAAGAAGACGUUACGCUCAUCCUGCGUUUUAUUAGAGCUGCAGCGGAGGAGCAGUUACCUGGAGCUGAGGUUACUGCUACAGAAGAACGGCUUGCUAGCACACUACAUUUUGGACCACCUACAAACGCCCCUCUUCCACCAACACGACUUGCGAGGGCACUACUGCUCUUCUCAAGCAAUGCGGAACCAGCAGGCCUGUUGGUAUUCUUCUACAAUUACUCGACGUGGGCAGCGGCUCCUGGUAUUUGUCUGGAGGAACUGUACGUCGUGCCAGACUACCGGCAGCAUGGGUAUGGACAGAUGCUGAUACAGGCCAUGGCCUGCGCUGCUGAAGCUGCUGGCUGUAUCAAGAUGGACUGGGUGUGCCUCAAGGACAAUGAAAAGGCGCUGUGCUUCUAUGAUAAGGUAGAAGCAAAGAGGAUAGACAAAUGGCAUGUAUUAAAGGUCGAUAGUGAGGGCAUACGUCGUUUAGCGAUUAAUGAAACAUGGGACUGGGCUUGA